AUGCUCUCGGAUGGCAAGGCUAAAUCUUUUCUACAAGACUGGAUGAUUUACGAUUACUGGCAGCGUGCCGACGACCCAGCCAUCAGAGUGGAUGCCAAAUACAAUCACCAGAAUGUUCGCGUUCAAGACGGUUCUUUACUUUUGCUGCAAAAAGGCUUCACCGACGGGACUCAUGUCUCGAUGGCUGGUAUCCAGUCAAAGCGUAUCGACAUCUUGCACGGCACUUUCAGGGCGAUAUUCAAGGUUACCGGAGACUCAGGUGGCUCCUGCGCCGGUUUCUUUUGGUACAGAGACGACCGCAGCGAGUUGGACAUUGAGGUGGUGACGGAAGGCGACUCGCUCGUCAAUGGCACCAUUAACUACACUACGCAUCCUUCGACUGAUGAAAAUGGCUUGCCGGUUCCCGGGGCAACUUUCCGAGAGCCGACGUUAGCAGAAGAUGGUACCAACGCCGACGUCUGCCGUGAGCAUCGCUUCGAUAGCGAUGACACAGGCGUCAGAUACUACCUUGACGGUGAAUUGAGGCACAAAGACGUACGUGCCCCAAUGCUCGGAGGGAAUUUGCAAGUAAGUCUCGAAUGA
Molecule: messenger RNA, 582 nt
Organism: Cyphellophora europaea CBS 101466
Lineage: Eukaryota; Fungi; Ascomycota; Eurotiomycetes; Chaetothyriales; Cyphellophoraceae
Exons: 2
Coding region: 1-582 (193 amino acids)
Biological process (GO): carbohydrate metabolic process
Molecular function (GO): hydrolase activity, hydrolyzing O-glycosyl compounds
Source: RefSeq, a predicted model, not a curated record